UAAUUGCCGUUUUGGAAAUUUAUCCUGUUUUUAAACCGGACUGCAUCGGCAAAAUGCCUGCUCCAGCUCCAGAACCGUGGGACUACAUCCCGGAAGAAAUCCUCAUCCAGAUUUUCUGUUAUCUUCCUGUUCGCGAUAGAUACGCAGUCUUCCAGGUGUGCAGACAGUGGGCUGCAGCUGUUGCUUCCAGCUCUGUUUGGCAUUUCACAGAGAUCAGCUGUGAUUCAGAGGAAGAGGAAGGCAUGCUGCAGAGCCUGCUCCAGUUCCUCAGCCAAAUCAAACACCUGAAGAUUGUGUUUGACCAGUCCAAGGAGGUCAACCGGAAGAAUGUGACACGUAUCUUGGAUGUGUUGGCAAAACGGAACCACAAACUGCAGCAGCUGUGCAUUGUGUGCCACGGGGAGAACCCCUAUUUCUACUCUGGCCAGGACAUCCUGCAGAGCAUACGGAAUAUAUGUAACGCCAAAAACCAGAUAGACCUUCAGCAUAUUGAUUUUCGAAAAAUGCCCUUCACUCUCGAUGAUGAGCUUGUGGAACUCUUAGCUACCACCAACCCCAACUUGCACACUUUGUUCAUCAACAACCGCACCCUGGUAUGCAACGUGGCACCAGACACCGUCAGGAAAGUUCUCAGAGCAUGCCCCAAACUCUCAGCCUUGGGGGUUUACUAUGCCAGUUUGUCUGACGAUGUAUUUCGAGAACUGCUCAAGCCUGAAAGAACACCUUUCAUCCAUUUAGACAUUUUCUGUGAGCGCCUGGACAAAUAUAUACCAGUCAUCUCAGAAGAGCUCUGGGCUGCUGUAAGUAGAAAGCAUCCUCAACUCUGUGUAGACCUAGAGUUUGAUCAUACGGUCCCUGCCUGCAAAAUACCACGGAUCCUAAAGCUGAACAUACCUGUGAGCACGCUGCAACUGAAUACCUAUAAUUACAUGGUAAAUCAGAUUAGGUUUGUCACCCAGAGCUACAGCAGUACCUUAAAGAAGCUGACGCUGCAAACCACGUCCUCGGAGGACUUAAAUUCCUCGCUAGUAGAUCUGGCCAGGCAGUGCAGAAAUCUGUUGGAGAUCCACUGCUACUGUGUGGUCAGCCAGGAGGUGGUAGAAGCGUUCCUCACGCACUGCCCCAGUCUGAAACAAUACACUCUGAAGGUCACCAAGGAACGGCACCCCUGGAAACCAGUAAGAGUUCCGUGACC
This is a messenger RNA of Opisthocomus hoazin, 1195 nucleotides long. NCBI's taxonomy places the organism in Eukaryota, Metazoa, Chordata, Aves, Opisthocomiformes, Opisthocomidae. The record is from RefSeq and is a predicted model, not a curated record.